Molecule: messenger RNA, 616 nt
Organism: Galendromus occidentalis (western predatory mite)
Lineage: Eukaryota; Metazoa; Arthropoda; Arachnida; Mesostigmata; Phytoseiidae
Exons: 1
Biological process (GO): DNA integration
Molecular function (GO): nucleic acid binding
Source: RefSeq, a predicted model, not a curated record
AGAGUGCUGGCAUUGGGGUGGAGUCGCUUCGACGCUUCAGAAGCUCCGACAGCGCUCCUUCAUCCUAAAAGCUAGAAAAAUCGUAUACGAUGCCUUGAGGCAUUGUCCAGGGUGCAAACGCUUCAACGCAAAACCGGCGGCAGAACCGACUCCGGCGUUACCGGCGUUCAGAGUCGAAAUCACUCCUCCCUUUCUCUUCACGGGAGUCGAUUUUGCCGGUCCUCUCUACUACAAGAGAGAGAAUGGAAGAAAGGCCAAGUCGUACAUUCUUCUAUUCACAUGUGCUGUAUCAAGGGCCAUCCACUUGGAGCUCACGAUGGACCUGUCAACAUACGCGGUCCUUCAGGCGCUGCAAAAAUUUAUCAAUCGGUUCCCAUCAGCGCGGAAUUUCAUCUCCGACAACGGCGCAUCCUUUCGCCGAGCCGACGCCGAGAUUCGACUCAUCUACAACCACAUCGCCAGAGGCGAAAUAUCGAAAUGGUUGACUGAGACAAAGCUCACGUGGAAAUUCAUCACACCGGCAUCCCCAUGGGUCGGCGGCUUUUGGGAAAGAAUGGUGGGAUGCACCAAGCGUUGCCUGAGCAAAGCGCUCGGUACUGAUAGAAUUUCUGACUAA